Messenger RNA from Kockovaella imperatae, 1007 nucleotides. RefSeq names its product putative 60S ribosomal protein l5-b. Gene Ontology annotation, cellular component: ribosome; cytosolic large ribosomal subunit. Bases 43 to 981 code for a protein of 312 amino acids. Gene Ontology annotation, molecular function: 5S rRNA binding; structural constituent of ribosome. Lineage: Eukaryota; Fungi; Basidiomycota; Tremellomycetes; Tremellales; Cuniculitremaceae. The record is from RefSeq and is a predicted model, not a curated record. The transcript is spliced from 6 exons. Gene Ontology annotation, biological process: ribosomal large subunit assembly; translation.
GUCCAGUUUCGAAUCCACUCAUCCAUCUUCCAGACCCUCAAGAUGCCUUUUGUCAAGACCCAAAAGAACGACGCCUACUUCUCGAGGUACCAGGUCAAGCCUCGAAGGAGAAGAGAGGGCAAGACUGACUACUAUGCCCGAAAGCGACUGAUCGCUCAGGCUAAGAACAAGUAUGCCAGCCCUAAAUACCGAUUGGUCGUCCGAAUCACCAACAAGCAGGUCAUCUGCCAAAUCGCCUACGCCAAGCUCCAAGGCGAUGUUAUCCUUGCUCAUGCCAGUUCCAAGGAGCUUCCAGAGUACGGUAUCAAGCACGGUCUGACGAACUGGACCGCUGCUUACGCUACUGGAUUGUUGGUUGCUCGACGAGCUUUGACAAAGUUGGGCCUUGCCGACAAGUACGAGGGAGUGACUGAGCCUACUGGAGAGCUUCAGCUCACUGAGGAGCUCGGAGAUGACGAGCCCCGACCUUUCAAAUGUUACCUUGAUGUCGGUCUUCGACGAACAUCCACCGGUAACCGAGUUUUUGGAGCUAUGAAGGGAGCUUCGGACGGUGGAAUUUUCAUCCCUCACAACGAGAAGCGAUUCCCAGGAUACGACCCUGAAACCAAGCAACUCGAUGCCGAAGUCUUGCAAAAGUACAUUGUCGGAGGACACGUUGCAGAGUACAUGGAGUCUUUGGAGGAGGAAGAUGACGAGCGAUUCAAGAAGCAAUUCGCCUCUUACCUCGCUGACGAGAUCAACUCUGAGGACAUUGAGGAGAUGUACACUUCCGCCUACGCUGCCAUCCGUGAAAAGCCCGAAUUCAAGGCUUCCGAGAAGGAUGUUGGAAAGUGGAAAUCCGAGUCUUCCAAAUACAGAGCGAAGCCACUCAACAAGGAGCAGAGACGCGAGAGGAUCGAGGCCAAGAUUGCCGCUUACAAAGCUGGCAAGGGCGCCGAGGACGACGACGACGAGGAAGAGGCAGAGGAGGACGACGAGUAGACUACUGGGUCUAUGCAUGGGGUUCU